AUCAAAUCUCAAUCACAGACUGGAGAAAAAAAAAAAGGAAAGACACAAAAAGGGAGUUUUUUUUUUUUUUUUUUUUUUUUCUCUCUCUUUUAAUAAAAGACCAUCCAUCAUCGCCGUGUUCGCAUUCGCAUAACGCUGUAUUACCGCCUGCUUGACCGACCUGACUUGAUCUCGUCUCACUCAAACCUGGGGAAGCAUUUCAAACUCUUCGUUACAGCAAACAUAAUUCAGCACACAAAUAAGAAAACCCCCCCAGCAAAAAUGACCGAAGCAGCCAACCUCGACUCCUUCCCAACCCUCUUCUCCCUCAAGGGAAAGGUGGCGGUGGUGACGGGAGGGUCGCGCGGGCUGGGUCUGUCGGCCGCCUCGGCGCUGCUGCAGGCGGGCUGCUCCAAGGUGUUCAUCACGUCGCGCAAGGCGUCGGCGUGCGAGUCGGCGUGCGCCACGCUCAACGCGCUGCCCGGCAUCUCGGGCCGCGCCAUCUCGGUCCCGUCCGACUCGGCCAGCGAGGCCGGCGUCAAGAAGCUGCUGGACCUCGUCGGCGCCCACACCGACCACGUCGACAUCCUCAUGGCCAACGCGGGUGCGAGCUGGGGGGCGCCCUUUGACUCGCAUUCCGACGACGCCUUUGCCAAGGUCAUGAACCUCAACGUCAGGGCCGUCUUCAACACUGUUAGGUUGUUCGCGCCGCUGCUGCAGAAGCGCGCGACGGUCGAGGACCCGAGCAGGGUUAUCAUCACGGCUAGCGUUGCUGGGUUGGGUAUCGGGACGCUUGGCAAGAAUGGAACUUACGGCUACAGCGCUUCCAAGGCUGCCGUGCUGCACCUGGGCAACAACCUGGCCGUGGAGCUGGGCCCACGCCACAUCACGGUCAACAGCAUCGCUCCGGGCUUCUUCCCGUCAAAGAUGGCCAACGGCCUGCUCGAGAUGAGCGGCGGCGCCGAAAAGAUCGCCCAGGCCAACCCCAUGCGCCGCCUUGGCCGCCCCGAGGACAUUGCCGGCGUCGUCGUCUACCUGGCCAGCCGCGCCGGGUCCCACGUCAACGGGGCGUGCAUCGCCAUCGAUGGAGGUGCCGUUUGGCAGCGCGGGGAGUUGAUGCUCGACUCGAAGCUGUGAUUUUGUGAGGGGUGGAAUAGGGGUAAUUCUUUUUUUUUUUUUUUCUGGGCUGGUUUUGAUGGAAUUGGUUUGGUGCUGGCCGUUUAUUUUUGUACGUUUUCAACUGUAAGAGGUUAUCUGGGUAGGCGUAUGCUAUUAACGAUAUCAUCGAAUCUAUUCUGGACGGAUCAAAGAUUGAUAGAAGACACGAAGAAGAAGAAAAAAAAGUCACUUUUUC
Messenger RNA from Pyricularia grisea, 1333 nucleotides. RefSeq lists its product as uncharacterized. Gene Ontology annotation, molecular function: oxidoreductase activity. NCBI's taxonomy places the organism in Eukaryota, Fungi, Ascomycota, Sordariomycetes, Magnaporthales, Pyriculariaceae. The coding region runs from base 262 to 1116 and encodes 284 amino acids. The transcript has 2 exons. The record is from RefSeq and is a predicted model, not a curated record.